AUGACGGGACGAGGGGCGGGGCGCGGGGGCGCACAGGCAGCACGCGCUGUGCAAGUCCCGGCGUAGGGGUCUGGGUGGGUUGCGGUCAGCGCUCCGCCGCGCCAGCCGUUUUCAGACGCCGGAGGGACAGACGGAGGGGGUGCGUGCUCAGCGGAAGCCAUGUUUGUAGCACACAGCAUCGCAGCUGACCAUAAGGAUCUCAUCCAUGAUGUCUCUUUCGAUUUCCAUGGGCGGCGGAUGGCGACCUGCUCCAGCGACCAGAGCGUCAAGGUCUGGGAUAAAAGUGAAAGUGGAGAUUGGCAUUGUACUGCUAGCUGGAAGACGCAUAGUGGAUCUGUGUGGCGUGUGACAUGGGCCCAUCCUGAAUUUGGACAGGUUUUGGCUUCCUGUUCUUUUGACCGAACGGCUGCUGUAUGGGAAGAAAUAGUAGGAGAAUCAAAUGAUAAACUGCGAGGGCAGAGUCAUUGGGUUAAGAGGACAACUCUAGUGGAUAGCAGAACAUCUGUUACUGAUGUGAAAUUUGCUCCUAAGCACAUGGGUCUUAUGUUAGCAACCUGUUCAGCAGAUGGUAUAGUAAGAAUAUAUGAGGCGCCAGAUGUCAUGAAUCUCAGCCAGUGGUCUCUGCAGCAUGAGAUCUCAUGUAAGCUAAGCUGUAGUUGUAUUUCUUGGAACCCUUCAAGCUCUCGCGCUCAUUCCCCUAUGAUUGCUGUAGGAAGUGAUGACAGUAGUCCAAAUGCAAUGGCCAAGGUUCAGAUUUUCGAAUAUAAUGAAAACACCAGGAAAUAUGCAAAAGCUGAAACUCUCAUGACAGUUACAGAUGCUGUUCAUGAUAUUGCAUUUGCUCCAAACCUGGGAAGAUCUUACCAUAUUCUAGCCAUAGCAACCAAAGAUGUGAGAAUUUUUACAUUAAAGCCUGUGAGGAAAGAACUUACUUCCUCUGGUGGGCCAACAAAAUUUGAAAUCCAUAUAGUGGCUCAGUUUGAUAAUCAUAAUUCUCAGGUCUGGCGAGUGAGUUGGAAUAUAACAGGAACAGUGCUAGCAUCUUCAGGCGAUGAUGGCUGUGUAAGAUUGUGGAAAGCAAAUUAUAUGGAGAACUGGAAGUGUACUGGUAUUUUGAAAGGUAAUGGGAGCCCUGUCAAUGGGAGUUCUCAGCAGGGAAACUCAAAUCCUUCCCUAGGUUCAAAUAUCCCAAAUCUUCAAAAUUCAUUAAAUGGAUCUUCUGCUGGCAGGUAUUUCUUUCCCUCUCUGGAUUCCCCAAGGGCUGGAUCAAGAUGGUCCAGUUAUGCCCAGCUCCUUCCUUCUCCUCCUCCUCCUCCUCCUCCUCCUCUUCUUCCUCCUCUUCCUCCUCUUCCUCUUCCUCCUCUGGUAGAGCACUCUUUCGAUGCUGACACUGCCAACCUCCAGUAUCCUCACCCUAGCAGACGAUCUCUCUCUCGGCCUCUUAAUCCCUUGCCUGAGAAUGAAGGGGUUUAAAACACUGACUUAACACUUAAAGGCCUUAUUCGAGUGCUUGUAGAUGCUUUCAUUCCUGGCUGCUCUUUGUUUUUCUUCAUUUUCUUUCAGAAGAUUUUUCUAAUUUAGGGUCUGUCUUGCAUGUAUUACAACCAGAACACAGUGUUUGGAACCUAAACAUAUUUGUGCUUCUGCAUCAAAGGAAUAUUUUCUUCAUUGGUUGAUAACCUUUGAUAAAAUGAGAUACGUACAAGUAACAUGAACUGUGAGAGUUACACCCAAUAGCUGACUUCAAAGUGACUGUUUUGUAAAUCUUAUUUUGAACUGUUACCAUGGUGUUUCUUAUGGUUCACAUACUGGUUAAUGUGAAAGCGUAUCAUUAUAAAGUUUACUCUGCCUUUGAGACAUUUAAGAAAUGUUUUUAAUUUUACAGGCUAAUGUUGAAACUGACCAGUUUGUAAAAUAAAUUGUUCCUGUGUAUAAAGCAGUAAAACAUAAUAUAGAC
This is a messenger RNA of Hipposideros armiger (great roundleaf bat), 1957 nucleotides long. RefSeq names its product SEH1 like nucleoporin (gene SEH1L). The record is from RefSeq and is a predicted model, not a curated record. The coding region runs from base 160 to 1473 and encodes 437 amino acids. NCBI's taxonomy places the organism in Eukaryota, Metazoa, Chordata, Mammalia, Chiroptera, Hipposideridae. The transcript has 9 exons. Gene Ontology annotation, cellular component: nuclear pore outer ring; Seh1-associated complex. Gene Ontology annotation, biological process: positive regulation of TORC1 signaling; cellular response to amino acid starvation. Gene Ontology annotation, molecular function: structural molecule activity; protein binding.